Papaver somniferum (opium poppy) is the source of this 1343-nucleotide messenger RNA. Its product is annotated as peptide deformylase 1A, chloroplastic-like. Gene Ontology annotation, molecular function: peptide deformylase activity. Gene Ontology annotation, biological process: N-terminal protein amino acid modification; peptidyl-methionine modification. The coding region runs from base 144 to 1007 and encodes 287 amino acids. Gene Ontology annotation, cellular component: mitochondrion; chloroplast. The record is from RefSeq and is a predicted model, not a curated record. The transcript is spliced from 5 exons. NCBI's taxonomy places the organism in Eukaryota, Viridiplantae, Streptophyta, Magnoliopsida, Ranunculales, Papaveraceae.
AUAUGCGUGGGUAAGAAUAGAAUUUGAUUAAGUGUAAGAAUAGAAUUUGAUUCAUCUAUGAAAAUGACUAAAAUAACCCCACAACUUCUACUGGAUAAAAGGAGUUUCUGGAAAAGAUUCUCUCCAUUAAAGAACGGAGUGAGAUGGAGAUGAUAUAUAGAUUCUCAAAUCGACUAUCUCCGAUCUCAAUAGCUGAUAAAUGCUUCAGAAAUUCAAUAAACAAACAAUUCAUUAGAACCCCAAUUCUGGGUUCUCGUCUAAUUCGAGAAAAAUCAUUCAAAUCCAAGGUCUUAGACCUGAAAACACCAGUAUUUAAUGACAAUACGAACUUGAUCUAUUUGAAAACCUUUUCUUCUUCUUCUUCUACUUCUUCGAUUGCUUCUAAAGCAGGUUGGUUACUGGGUUUAACAGGAGAAAAGAAACAAAUCUUGCCUGAGAUUGUUAAAGCUGGAGAUCCUGUUCUUCAUGAACCUGCUCGUGAUGUUUCUGUUGAUGAAAUUGGGUCUGAAAAGAUUGAAAGAAUUAUUGAUAAUAUGAUUAAAGUUAUGAGACAAGCACCUGGUGUUGGUCUUGCUGCUCCUCAGAUUGGCAUUCCAUUAAAGAUUAUUGUUUUGGAAGAUACAAAAGAGUAUAUUGGUUAUGCUCCAAAGCAGGAUAUCAAAGAACAAGAUAGACGCGUUUUUGAUCUUCUGGUCAUACUGAACCCCAAGCUUGAAAAGAAGGGCAGCAAGACUGCGUUGUUCUUUGAAGGUUGCCUGAGUGUUGACGGAUUUAGGGCAGUGGUUGAACGUCAUCUUGAGGUGGAAGUUACGGGUUUAGGACGUGAUGGCAAGCCGUUGAAAGUAAAAGCUUCAGGUUGGCAGGCUCGAAUAUUACAACAUGAGUGUGAUCAUCUAGAUGGCACAAUUUAUGUUGAUAAAAUGGUUCCAAGAACAUUCAGAACUGUGGAGAACCUGGAGUUGCCUCUUCCCGCUGCAGUCCCUAAACUCGGAGUGCUCAACUCAUAGCCAACUUCACAGGAGUUAUGAGCCUACCCUGAUAAUGCAGAUGGACAAGUGGCUUUCUGGAAAUUUGGAGAAGAAAAGGGAAACUGCUUUGGCCUGUUGUCAUUUGUGAUUUUAUGGCAAUAUGGACUGAAGAAAAUUACAAUGUCAUUUCUUUUAUUGAUUUCCUGAUUAGUUCAAUGUAAUGUAUUUUUCCAGGAUGACGGGUCUAGGUUGUUUCUAACAAACAUCAAUUCAGAAAAAAAAAACUUGUGAGCACAGCUUUGAAGAAAAUCAUUGUUUAUCUUUAUACUAAAAAAAAAGAAAGAAAGAUAUGAGAAGCCACUACAAGUGUUUUUA